Cannabis sativa is the source of this 2173-nucleotide messenger RNA. RefSeq lists its product as uncharacterized. Gene Ontology annotation, biological process: transcription initiation at RNA polymerase III promoter. Bases 1332 to 1805 code for a protein of 157 amino acids. The record is from RefSeq and is a predicted model, not a curated record. Gene Ontology annotation, cellular component: RNA polymerase III complex. The transcript is spliced from 5 exons. Gene Ontology annotation, molecular function: nucleotide binding. Lineage: Eukaryota; Viridiplantae; Streptophyta; Magnoliopsida; Rosales; Cannabaceae.
UGUUACUGUUGUAGGGCUGAAACAUUUGGGCCCGAAAAAUUCGGAAAUUUGAAAAUCCGACCACUCGCCCCGUCACUCUCUCUCGCUAGACACUUUCCUUCCCCUCGCGGCGCACACCCCCCAGGCCCCAACCAGUCGUCGGUGCCGGCGGGGCUACAAUCGACGACGCAGACGCUCCCUCGUGUCUUUCCCUCUCUCCUCUCUCGAUAUCCCUUUCUCUUUUCUCUGUCAGACUGUCUAGAGUCCCUCUCCGCUCUCCGGAUCUCCCUCCCCUGCUUCUGCUCCACACCGGAACCCCGGACGGCGUCGGCCAUCGUUCACGUUCACCUUCAGGUACUAAUGGUAUAUUAGGGUUCCACAACAUAGUGGAAUACUCCCACUACAUAGUUUAUUGAAUGUACUGAGUACAGCAGGGAAAAUGGUAGAAAAGAAGGCCUCUGUUACAUUCAGUAUUUCUCAACUCAAUAAUUUCUUCUCAUUUACAUCAUAUAAGUGACUAAUCUCAGACGCCUAUCUCUCUGCUGUCCAGUUUUUUUCUCUCAACAGUAUGGUUUUGGGGUUUCUAAGGAGUAGUUGAUCGGAAUAACGGGUCUUUCUUUCCUUUUCACUUUCAUCUAUAUCUGCAGGCUUUUUUAUGUUUUUUUUUUUGAAAGAAGAAAAUUACUAUAUUUUUGCGUCUAUCAUGGGUUAAUUAUAUAGCUAAAGCUUCUUAUAUUGAUAUUUUCAACACAUGACAGCCUUACUGCAAUAUUGAAUUGGACCUAUAUCAUGAGUUUGAGUCUUCGACAUGUAAUUUGCCACAUUUUAAGUCAUGCAUUGUUCUAAAUAAUGAUUUUCGUGUUUUACAAUCUUUAGAAAAUAGUGUUGCGAUGUCAAACUUCAAUCAAAUUACUCUUCAAUCCAUGCAGACGGACGCACAUUCACACACACACACACACACAAUAUGAUGAGAUUGAGGAUGAUCACUACUAUGUGCGUCUCCCUAAACAGUUGUUUUGUAUAAAUUAUUAAUACCUUGAUGAUUUUAGAGAUAAUUUAAUAUGCUAAGUUACAAUUAUUGGGUGAUGAGUGAUUGGACAAUUGACAUGUGUAUGUUGCUGGGCUCUUCUGUAUCUGGUUUAUCUUUUAAAACUGCAUUCCACUACAAUCUCUUUUAAUAUUUAUUUAUUGGGAUGUUAUAUAUUUUGGGAACUAAAAAUCAACUGUGACUAUUUUAAUGUUUUGUGAAUGUAUUUCCUAUCUUCAUAUCCCCUGUUUCUUGUCAGAUAUGAUCGAGCAAAGGAGGUUUUAACUGUGUGGAUUGAACUGUGUCCCCAUUUGAUUGUUGGGAAAUGAAGAUAUUAGAGGCCAAUGCUGGUCCACUUACCAAUUUUGAAGUGAUUAAAUUUCUGAAAUCUAGAGGAGCCUCUAAAGAUCCAUCUAGGGUUCUUGCGGAUGUAUCACCAUCUGAGUAUAAAGUUUAUGAUUAUUUGGUUGAAACUGCUGCUUGCAAUCAGUCUCAAGAAAAUAUCAACGAAUUUUUGGAGAAGUCCAAAAAGUAUGACCUUGCAAAAGCUGAAUUACUCAAUAUAAUCAAUAUAAGGCCCAGUACCCCGGUUGAACUUUACUCGAUGAUAGAGCAAUGUGAUGAUCGUUUAGGGGAUACUGUGGAGGAGCUUGUUGAGGUGGUGGUAGAGGUGUUGCCGCCGCCUCCAACUGAAACAGCAAAUGAAGAGGGAACCAGUGAAGCUAAUCAGGAAACAGUUACCAAGGAAAACAUUGAAGAACAGAAAAUCGAUGAGGAUAAUGAGAAAAUGGCCAAAUAACCAAAGAUGGAGACAAGUUUAGUGUACAUUUGGACUAUGGAGUACUACAGAUCUGUGGCCAACUAACCGAAUGCAAGGCAUAUAAUGAGAUGAGUUGGGCCCAAAGUUGCUUGUAAGAAAUAAUAUACAUGCUUGUCUUGACGACCGAAGAUCUGAUGGCCAGGGAAUUAGUUCCUUUACUUGAUUCUGGCUGCAUUUUUGGUAAUACUAUUUGCACCACCAAAUUAUACAUCACUAAAAGUGUAUUACAAUUUCUAUAUUCAUGUCAUAAUUAGGAUAAUUAAUGUCGCUCAGAUUUGUUUUUUCCCCUUUGGAUAAUAAUUGAUAUCUUUAAACAAAAUUAGAGUGAAUAGUACCUUGCAUGAUAA